Macroventuria anomochaeta is the source of this 928-nucleotide messenger RNA. RefSeq lists its product as uncharacterized. The transcript is spliced from 2 exons. The coding region runs from base 334 to 732 and encodes 132 amino acids. The record is from RefSeq and is a predicted model, not a curated record. NCBI's taxonomy places the organism in Eukaryota, Fungi, Ascomycota, Dothideomycetes, Pleosporales, Didymellaceae.
CCGUACGCCUAUGGCCACCCAUGCCUCUACACCCACCUAAAACAAGCCCUGGCUUAUACAAUCAAGUCCUUCACCAUCACACACACAUACAAUGUGCUAGGAUAAUGCAGACACCUGAUGAAGGAGAGUAAAUCCAGAGCUUUUUAAGGCAUCUUGGCCCCGGUAUGACGCAUGCUCUGCCACGCAGUAUAAGGCCACUAGCCCCUCUACACUAGUAGAUGUUGGUGAAGGUCUUCUGCCUUGCUCUGCCGUAUAUGUAAGCACCUCUGGUGAGAAGGUCCUUAGGGCUCCUCACGUUGGAUCCACAUUAUCUAUCGACUCGGCACUAGUGGGAUGGCUGGAGCUCUGGGUGGCUGGAAAAGAGAUUUAUGUCAAUAUUUUACCACAUCCCGCCCCACCCAAGGUGUCGCCCAACAGCAUGAGACUCCUUCACCAAUAUACCAUGGCCCCAGCUCUAAGCGGCUUAGCAAGAUGAGGGCUUCCAAGUACUCUCAGUCAUCCCAAGCCUCAUCAUCAACGUCAACGUCAUACUCUCAAACUGGCUCUCAAGCCUCAUCAGCCAUCUGUCUUCAUUCUCCAGAGAUCGCGCCACCCACGCCUGGGAGUCCUUCACUGAUACCUCGAACUGUACCCACACACAACUACCCAUCAGCUGACAACAAGCUGGAGGUUAAGGGGGUGGAAUUUGAUGUAGAUUUCAACCACGUAUACGUCAGGGGUACCCGUCUCUAGCCAUCCCGAUUGGGUUAUGCUGUCAAACACAAGAGUACUAUAGCGGGUAGCCAAUCGUUAUCAAAUAUAUGGGCUCAUGGACUUCAACUACAGUACACUGAGCUUGACGGCAGCAUCAGCGGAGUGUGGUUAUGUAAGCUUUGUCACCAAGCCCGCUCUAAAUCCAACACUAAGUACACCAUCAACGGCACCUCGU